AUGGUGAAAGCAUUUGCAAGUGCUCACUCUGCUCAUGAGAACCUCUCCGUUGACGAGAGCUUGAUGAAGUUCCGUGGACACCUGGCUUACGUCCAGUUCAACCUUUCCAAGCGUGCUCGUUUCGGAAUCGAGUUUUACAAGCUUUGUGAAUCGUCCAGUGGCUACUGCCUCAACUUCUCCAUUUAUAUGGGCAAGGAUACUAAGUCAGAUGCGACCGCUUCAAUGCUAUGCAGCGAAGCAAUUGUUAUCGACCUCCUCGGAGACCGUCUUGGUGAUAGACAUGCCAUUAACUUAGACAACUGGUACUCCUCACCGCAUCUCUUCCUGGCCAUCAAGAACGGUGGAUCCAACGCUGUCGGAACAGUCAGAACAAACAGGAAGAAUAUGCUGAAAGAUCUGAAAGCACGGAAGCUGGCAAAGGGUGGAUGCAAGACUUCGUUCUCACAUGACAUCAUGGCUAUUCAGUCGCAGGAUCGAAAGCCUGUUAGUACCAUGCUUUCAACAAGCCACAGUGGUGCUGACAUCAUUGGCACUGGAAAGAGACGGCACAGGGGAAAUGAACCAGUACUGAAGCCUCUAGUCGUGCAAGAGUACAACAGGGGAAUGGGAGGUGUUGACCGGCAAGACCAGCAGCUUGCAUCAUUUCCGAUUGUGCGUCGCUACGCAAAAGGAUACAAGACAAUCUUCUAUGUCCUUGACAUGGCUGUGUACAAUGCCUACGUGAUUCAUGCAAAGAAAACAGGAAAACGGCGAAGCUACACUGACUGGAAAGUGGACCUCUCUGAUGAAAUUAUUGUGGAAACAGCUCUUCCCAGAUACCAGAGAUGA
This is a messenger RNA of Ixodes scapularis (black-legged tick), 828 nucleotides long. Its product is annotated as piggyBac transposable element-derived protein 4-like. The coding region runs from base 1 to 828 and encodes 275 amino acids. The record is from RefSeq and is a predicted model, not a curated record. NCBI's taxonomy places the organism in Eukaryota, Metazoa, Arthropoda, Arachnida, Ixodida, Ixodidae. The transcript has a single exon.